AUGGGGAUACAACACCUCCUGCUACUUUUGAUAUAUCUGGACCCUUUGAAUGUACUUAGCGCAGCCACGGGUAAGAAGAAGAAUGCACCGAAGCGGGCGCCGAAGGGGAAAGAAGUGAACAGCACUAUCGCGCCGACCGUGCUGCCGCCGAGGAGGCCAACACAACUCGAAGCGCCGGUAGUCAUCGGCGACCAUGACAUGUGCCUGGGCUACUUCGACGUUAGCGGACAGUACGACAAAGAGUUCGAGUGCAACAACACAGACCACCGGUACUGCUGCGGAAGCUGUUACUUGCGGUUUUGUUGUAACGAGAAAGCCAAACGCUUGAACCAGAAAAUAUGCAGGAAUUACGUGACCCCGGACUGGAUGGUCAAAACUCCCUCUCCCUCACCCACACCUACAGGAGACUCCUACGACCCCGAGCUGGAUCAAACGAACACCACGGUCUAUGUCACGUGUGGCGUAAUAGCUUUGAUAAUCGCCAUAGGAGUUUCAGUCAAAAUCGCCUAUGACAAAGUUAUCAACCCCCCUCAGGAAAUGAAUGUCCACAGAGCACUUCAAGACAUCAUGAGGCAGCAAGGCCCCCUGGAUGCGGCCCAGUACGAGAGCGAAAACAUGGCAGCGAUCGACAACUCACCCCAGGAGAACACGCCUGUGCGGACAUCAAAGAACCAUUACACGCCGGUCCAUGGCAAACCCAACCACGGCCAUUACUCGAAAGAGAACUUCAUCCGCCAGGCCAGCCAAGACCCCCACAACUUCAUCAACUCUGGGUUUGUGACGCUCGGCCGAGGGCACCUCAAAGCCCAGCACUCUGUGGACGAGCUGGGGAUCUCCUGGGGAGACAGUCUGAAUGUCCCCCUCUCCUACAAUAGCCACCAACAUGACUUCGGAAGCCACCUGGACCUCACAGCCCAUACACCGAAAAUUGCCCACAGAAUUGACCGAUAUGAGAAGCCGCAGCGGAUGAUGAACAACAUCCUGACGUCGCAGACGGAGCCCUACGAUCUGUCCUUCUCGCGCUCCUUCCAGAACCUCGCCCACCUGCCCCCCUCCUACGAGCUGGCCAUCAAGUCUGACUUAAGUAAAUACUCCUCUCUCAAGAAAUUAACCGAUGACAUGGACGAGUACUACAGCCGGAAGCGCAGUCACCUGCCCGACGUCACGUCCCGAGGUGGGGGCCUGCAGACCCACAUGGUCAAGCUGAGCAGCGACGGCUCCGGGCAGGGUGGAGGCCAGCAACCACACCGGCAGAAGAAGCGCGUGCAGAGGGCCAUGUCCCAAGACCAUGUGCUCUCCCCAGCACGGGCGCCACUCCGCCAGGAGUACAGCCUCGCCUCCUACGGUGGGGGUGGUGGAGGUGGCGGUGGCGGUGGAGGACGUCCCCUCUCGCCUCGUCCACACUCGCCUCGUCCACACUCGCCUCGCCCCCUCUCGCCCUACCACGGCCGCGUCCAUUCCCAGGAGCAGCUGCUGUCCGCCGACCGGCUGCACUCCCAGGACCCCUUGCUGUCGCCGGACGACAUGCUGUCAGCGCGCCGCCAUUACUUCCGGGAGAAGGGCGCCAUGUCGCGGGCCAAGUCGCACGCGGACAUGCUCAUGCCCACCACGCCCGUCAUGGACCGCCACUACAAGAUGCAGAAGAUGCAUUCGCAUCCCAGUGCCUCCAACCACGACCACCACGACCACCACGACCACCACGACCACCACAGCACAGGCAACACGCUGACCGUCAGCUCCGCCACCUCUAACAAGCGCCAGGCCUUCGCCUCGCGGCGGACCCACACGGUGGACCACCUCCAGUACAUACCGGGACACCAACACCACCACCAAUACCGCACAGGCAGCAAGACUGAAGUAACUGUCUAG
Messenger RNA from Engraulis encrasicolus (European anchovy), 1869 nucleotides. Its product is annotated as protein shisa-6-like. Gene Ontology annotation, biological process: regulation of AMPA receptor activity; regulation of short-term neuronal synaptic plasticity. Gene Ontology annotation, cellular component: AMPA glutamate receptor complex; dendritic spine membrane; postsynaptic density. Lineage: Eukaryota; Metazoa; Chordata; Actinopteri; Clupeiformes; Engraulidae. The transcript has 8 exons. The record is from RefSeq and is a predicted model, not a curated record. Bases 1 to 1869 code for a protein of 622 amino acids.